This is a messenger RNA of Funneliformis geosporum, 453 nucleotides long. The record is from the annotation of a GenBank genome assembly. Lineage: Eukaryota; Fungi; Glomeromycota; Glomeromycetes; Glomerales; Glomeraceae.
AUGACUAAAUCUCCACUAGGUGAUGGUUUUGAGGGUACUUAUGAGGAGCAUGUCGAAUAUAUUGGUUUGCGCCACAUUAUGGAUGGUGAAACUCCGUCUGAAUGGAGAAAUAGGAUUUGGGAUCGCCUAAUGUAUUUUCGAAAUAAAAAAUACUAUACGUAUGGUGAGAAAGAUUACUUCUGCGCUCACAAAGCUUUGCUAUAUCUUGUUGAUAGACAAAAAUUAUUCCCGAAAUGUGGAAUGACUAUCUGUUACUCAUGCAACAAAGUUGUAUAUCUUGGAAUAGAACACUUGUCAGUUGGUGAAAGAUCUGUUUAUAACGGAUUGGAGGGUAAGUUCAUAACUGAAAGAUUCAGAAAUAUUAGCUUUAAUGGAGAACAUUGGGGUAUAUAUCAACAUUGGGCCACAGCUUGUACCGGAAAUAAGUUUCGCAAACUAAAUUUUGAAGAAUAA